This is a messenger RNA of Penicillium canariense, 1221 nucleotides long. RefSeq lists its product as uncharacterized. Gene Ontology annotation, cellular component: mitochondrial inner membrane. NCBI's taxonomy places the organism in Eukaryota, Fungi, Ascomycota, Eurotiomycetes, Eurotiales, Aspergillaceae. The record is from RefSeq and is a predicted model, not a curated record. The transcript has a single exon. Gene Ontology annotation, biological process: intracellular monoatomic cation homeostasis. Gene Ontology annotation, molecular function: ribosome binding. The coding region runs from base 1 to 1221 and encodes 406 amino acids.
AUGCCGCGGAAGCACACGACCUCCUUCUCCUGCACCUACCUCAUCACUUCCAGCCAGACCAUGACGAGCAUUGUCCGGGGUCCGGGGUCUCUUUGGGCUCCUUUAAGAGCCACACGCCUCUCAUACACACCUUUGCGCCCCCUCCCGUUGGCGUGCUACCACCUCGCUCCAUUCUCUACCUCCGCGGCCUCCCACGCCCCCAAACAACGGCCCCGAGUCCGAUCAGCAUCCAAACCAAAUCUGCCAGUCUCAACCACACCAAUUCUAGACGACCUCUCCCCCAACCACGUCAAUGCACCCCUCAGCACCUUCCCCGCGCCUCUCGACUUCCCAGACCCGCUCCCCGCCUCCACCCCAACCGCAGAGAAACUCAAGCGCCUCAUCGCCGUCGGCCGCGCCUACCUGACCUUCUACAAAACGGGCCUGAAAAACGUCUACCACAACUACCGUGCUGCCCUCUCACUGCGCCGCGAGCUCGGCCUCCCCGCCUACUUCCCCGUCUCACCGCCACGCAGCACAGCCUUCAAUGAGGCCAUCCUCACCUCCCCUUCCACCCCAGAACUACCCUUGGGCCGGGGCCAAUUCCAGCUCGUCCGGCGCUCGGCCCGUGACGUGCGACGGAUGAUCCCGUUCACGCUCAUCCUGAUUAUCUGCGGCGAGUUCACGCCGCUGAUUGUGCCGAUCUUCGGUAACGCGAUUACCCCGGCCACAUGUCGGGUCCCAGGGCAACUGGCCAAGGAGCGCGAGGCGGGGUCUAAGCGGAAGGUUCUCGCGCUGCAGGCGCAUGCGGCGGCGUCUGCGGAGGCGGGCGAGACAGCACCGGCACCCGCGAUGGGCAGCGACGAGGAGCUCGGGCAGCUAGCGCGAUUCGCGAGGGCAAGCUUCGCGGCGGGGGCGAGUGCGGAGGAGGUCCUACAGGCAUGUGCGGUAUUUGGGCUUGUGACGAAGCACGAUCGGUUCUUGGGGCGGCUGCUUGUAGGGCCGGUGUAUCGGCCGCGGCUACUGCGGCACUUGCAUUACAUGACUAUUGACGACCGGAUGAUUUCUGACGCGGGAGUGGGCGCGCUGAGUGCCGAGGAAGUUCGGAUUGCGGUUGAGGAGCGCGGCGCUGGAGAUGUGGCGGCGUUGCUGCAGGGGGCGAAGGCUGAGGCUGUCGAGCGGGAGUGGUUGACGAAGUGGUUAGAGGCCAGGAAGAAGAUGGUGUCUGCACAGCGUGAAUAG